This is a messenger RNA of Grosmannia clavigera kw1407, 357 nucleotides long. RefSeq names its product stress responsive a b barrel domain containing protein. NCBI's taxonomy places the organism in Eukaryota, Fungi, Ascomycota, Sordariomycetes, Ophiostomatales, Ophiostomataceae. The coding region runs from base 1 to 357 and encodes 118 amino acids. The transcript is spliced from 2 exons. The record is from RefSeq and is a predicted model, not a curated record.
AUGCUUGUAUCCACCCCAUCCACCAUGACUCUCGUCCAUACAGUGCUCUUCCAGUUCAAGGAAGACAGCCAGCCAGAAGCUGUGAAAAAAGCAUGCGAGCACUUUCUGUCUCUCAAAGAUUCGUGCAUUUACCCGACUACCAACAAGCCCUAUAUCCUGUCGCUCAAGGGUGGCAAGGAUAAUUCUCCCGAGGGCAUGCAGAAUGGUCUCACUCAUGGAUUUGUCGCGACAUUUGCGUCGGCCGAGGACAGAGACUACUACGUCAGCAAAGACCCGGUGCAUCUAGCUUUUUCCAAGAGCGUUGGCGACAUCCUGGCAAAGGUCACUGUUGUCGACUUUCUCGACGGCAUCUACUAG